Ziziphus jujuba (common jujube) is the source of this 1742-nucleotide messenger RNA. RefSeq names its product pathogenesis-related thaumatin-like protein 3.5. Gene Ontology annotation, cellular component: extracellular region. Lineage: Eukaryota; Viridiplantae; Streptophyta; Magnoliopsida; Rosales; Rhamnaceae. Bases 439 to 1326 code for a protein of 295 amino acids. Gene Ontology annotation, biological process: defense response. The record is from RefSeq and is a predicted model, not a curated record. The transcript has 3 exons.
GCCGUACUUGAAACGUCAUUCAGAAUCUCAAAUACCAGCCUUUGCAUCUAUCCAAAAGUCCCAUUUUCUAUAUUAUUCUUUCUUUAUUUCACUGCUAUCUGACGCCUGACUACCCUGCUACACUGUUUCUUUUCUCCUCUCCCACGCAAGUGGCAACCACUAAAAUCCAAUUCCCGUUCUCACAAUUUUCUCAGGUUGUCGACCUUUUUAACAUUUAACAAUGACGCCGUCUUUCCAUCUGCAUGCAUGUGCUAUCUUCUGCUCAUUGGGCCCCACACCCCCAUCUCACCGUGAUCACCCUCUGUUCCCAUUUACCAUGCCUGCUGCACAUGAUCCUCAUCUCUAUAAAUUCUCACUUGUUCCCUCCCCGUUUAUCUUACUCUUCUCCAACUCUCUCUGCAAACAAAUUCCCACUUCCAAAAUUUUUAUAACUUUUCAAUGGCUUCCCACUCCUUUCAAGUUCCUUUCUCUUUGCUCUUUCUCUCUCUUUCGCUUCUCUUUUCAGGUGUUUACACGGCGACGUUUACCAUUACGAAUAAGUGCAGCUACACGGUUUGGCCGGGCAUUUUAUCAAGCGCCGGCACCGCACAGCUCUCCACCACUGGCUUUUCUCUCCAGCCGGACGAGUCCAGCACCAUUUCCGUUCCGGCCUCAUGGUCGGGUCGGUUAUGGGGUCGAACACUUUGCUCCCAAGACUCCACCGGGAAGUUCUCUUGCAUUACCGGAGACUGCGGCUCAUCCACCGUGGAAUGCGCUGGUAGAGGAGCCGAGCCACCGGCAACUUUAGCCGAGUUCACUCUCAAUGGGGCGGGUGGGCUUGAUUUCUAUGACGUCAGCUUGGUGGACGGUUAUAAUUUGGCAAUGACGGUUGUGGCUCAAGGAGGAAGCGGAGGGAACUGUUCGACCACCGGAUGUGUUGGGGACUUGAAUGCUGCAUGUCCUUCCGAGCUCAAGGUGAUGGAAAGCGAGGAAAGAGUGGCGUGUAAGAGCGCGUGCGAAGCAUUUGGGGACCCACAGUAUUGCUGCAGUGGGGCCUAUGGCACUCCGGAUGCCUGUAAACCCAGCUCAUAUUCUGAAUUUUUCAAGAGUGCUUGCCCACACGCUUACAGCUACGCUUAUGACGAUGGAACCAGUACCUUCACUUGUGCAUCUGCAAAUUACGUCAUCACUUUCUGCGACACUCUUCCCACCAGUUUGAAAUCGUCGAAUGGCCAAUAUCCUGUUGCGGUCCACGUCAUCUCUGGUUCUCGAAAAACGACACCGAUUUUUAUUGGUUUCGGAAUCACUAUUUUGGCAGCAGUUUGGCAGCUGGGAUGGAUACUUUGAAAAAACGCCAUGCCGUCUAGUGGAGGGGGAUUGAAAGGGUUGGGAUUUUUUGUCUGGUUGGCCACUGGCGGAUCGUGGUCCGGACCCAAAAGCCAGACAGUGGAGCCCACAUUUCAAUUAUUGGUUAGGGAGAUUGCAACUUGUUACCAAGGCCCGACUGGUGUGCAGUACAACUGAUCAGAGGCUUCAAGGAUGGGCUUUGAAUUCUUUGCAAAUUGAAGCGACAACUUUGGAAGAUGUGGCCCUUUACCAUAAAAUAUUUGCAAGUUGAAAAGUUUUUUAAUUAUAAAGAAAGAGCAAAAUUUAUAUUCUAUAUUUUCUGUCGAGAAUUGACGAGUCCGAGCAAAUAUUGUAAAUUUAAAUAAGCAAUUUGUCUCGAUGCAAUGACGUAAUGAAAUCGCGUUUUCAAUUUACAA